This is a messenger RNA of Mycena citricolor, 2624 nucleotides long. The record is from the annotation of a GenBank genome assembly. NCBI's taxonomy places the organism in Eukaryota, Fungi, Basidiomycota, Agaricomycetes, Agaricales, Mycenaceae.
CGAGCCUGUUUCAACGGGCGCAGCUAGACUAAGUCCCUUGCAAGCUCUCCGGUCAACUACGCUAGUGCCUACGAAACCGGCGUGGACUUAGAGUGACGGGCGUGAAGAGAACAUGGCCCGAUGGACAGAUAAGAUGUGAAUUGAUCGGAGGGGAUGGGAAACAUCGGUCCUGUGUGCGCGUUGCGGGGCGCCCUGAGACUGUAAUUUAUGCCUGAACCGUAGACACAGACAGAUGCACUGCCAGCGAGAUCUCAACCAUUCAGAGCGGCUGGAAGCACGACCAGGAAGUCUGCUGCUGUUCCCAAGCAGACGAAAGGAGUUCUCUGCCUGCAGGCAGGGAACGUGUUCUCGAGUAUCAAAAGUCAGACCGACCGCGAGACAGCUCGCCCUUGUUAUAGACCUACCUACGCGGCCACGCUCUUUCCGCGCUGCAUCCCUCGUCCCUUCAAAAGCCCGCAUCCCUCCUCCGACGCGACCUUUUCCGCUCGCGCGCCUUCAUCUUUCCCCUUCCUCCCUUUCCCCCCCAUCCUACACCCGUGCACACGAUUCGCUUCGUGGGCCAUAAUUUGUCUCACCCCAGUCAUUCUUUCAUUCCUUAAUUGCCUUGUGGCCGAGGCCCCUCCCUUCAAGUUGCAAUUGCUCGAGCUCUCUCUCGCCUGCGACCAUGAAAGACGUCACAGCCCUGCACAAGCACUCUCGAAACUCCCUCGUCUAUCCCAAGAAACGGCCAUCUCCUCACGGUGUCACAAAGUCCUCCCACAAGACACCCUUAUUGCUUCCUGCACAUGGGCCCGUCCGUAAGACGCCACGGUCAGCCAAGGCCAGCCUCGCCCAUCAACGCCAGCGCGAGGCUCAGCUUCAAGCGUUGCGAAGAGAUGGUGUCUUGCUCGAGGACGAGUACCGGGAGGAGAUUCGCCACUAUAUGCACGAGAUGGAGCGUUUCACAACGUGUUCUCUCCAGUCCAUGGACCAGCAACCGGAAAUCCGGUGGCACAUGCGUCCUUGCCUGGUCGACUUCCUAGUCGAAAUUCACUUCACCUUCCGCCUACGACCCGAAACCUUGUAUCUCACCCUCAAUAUCAUCGACCGCUACGUCUCGCGGCGUGUCGUGUAUAUCAAGCAUUAUCAGCUCGUUGGCUGUGCUGCCCUUUGGAUUGCGGCCAAGUUCGAAGAUGCAAAGGAACGCGUCCCGUCCGUGACUGAGCUCGCGCAAAUAUGCCGAGACACCUACGACACCUCAGCGUUUCUUCAGAUGGAGGGGCAUGUUCUCUCGACGAUCCAGUGGACGCUCGGUCACCCCACUGCCGAGGCGUGGUUGCGUUUGAUGUGCACGGGGCCUUGCGUGGAGGAUAUCAAGGUCCAGCAUGUCGCCCGCUUCCUGAUGGAAAUCACGCUGUUCUAUCGCGAGUUCGUGAAGUACUCUCCGUCCACUAUCGCUUUGGCCGCCCUUACGCUUGCUCGCUUCCUCUGUGAAAAGCCGCGACGUACAUGGGAGGAGACAGACGAAUGCUUCGAAGUGGUUGGCCAUUUGGACAGCCGUCUAUCGAAACACGUAAACGACCUGUCGGAAACGCUUGUGAAGAAGUACUCCUACGCGUUCUACUCGAAAGCGGCCACCUUCGUUGUCCAGUACUACCUUCAAGGCGGUCGCUAUGUUCGUUCGACGCCGCUGCCGAUGACGCCAAUCCGUUCUCCCCCUUCCACUGUAGCCACCCCCAUGAGUACGUCGAGUUGUGCGUCGGAUCGCUCCGACGACUUUCCGAUGACUCCGAACACGCCAGCCAGCGCCGGUUUCCCGACCGAUCCGUUUGGCGGGUUCACGCACACGGAUAAGGAAAACCUGCCAUCGGUGUUUGAGCCUGCAGUGAACAAGCACCGAAUUGAGACGGCGCCUGAGCAGUUCUUGCCGCACGACUUCGUGACUUGCCGACCGGUUCUACAGAAUCUGAACGUUUCUCCCCGGGCCAUGGUGCCAUAGCAUCUCGAACUCCGUCAUUGUAUCCGCCGUCAAAAGUUUACCAGCAAAAUGUAAUAACAACAGCAUACACGUCGUCGCCGACAUCGCACUUUUUUCCACUCUCUCCACUAGCAUGCAUCCACCACUGUCACUCGCAAUUUCCUCUCGUCGUCGUCGUCGUCGAAACAUCCUAUUCUGGCAGGUGCACAAUCUAUCGCGAAUAACGUUCGCUUGGUGUAUCGCGCAGUCUCUGUCGCUUUGACGGGAACCACUAUCCCCUGCCAGUCUGCGUCGGGUCCAGCGACCCGGGCAUGGAUUUGCCCCUAUAUUUUUCGCGGGCGUGCACUAUAAAUGACCGGCUUACACUCUCCUUCGCUCUCGUCCUAUGCAUUCAUCCAUCAUCCACCAUCAUUUUCAUCAUUCCUGCACCAAAGACGACAGCUUGUACCCCUUGCUCCCUCCUUAUACUUUAUUCUUCAUUUUAUGAUACAUACUUUCUCCGUCUUGACCCCACCGCGUUCCUCGGUGCAAAAGUACCCACCCUUCCCUCGGCGUUCUUUCGCAUUUGGUAGUCUUCCCUGCACAAUAUUCGUCUUUAUAAAUCCCUUACAAUCCGCCCUGUACAUACAUCUUGCAAAGAAUGCAAUCUGUCGUCGUCCAAAAGCUA